This is a messenger RNA of Artibeus jamaicensis (Jamaican fruit-eating bat), 14518 nucleotides long. It is a transcript of the gene GMEB1, whose product is annotated as glucocorticoid modulatory element binding protein 1. Lineage: Eukaryota; Metazoa; Chordata; Mammalia; Chiroptera; Phyllostomidae. Gene Ontology annotation, molecular function: RNA polymerase II cis-regulatory region sequence-specific DNA binding; DNA-binding transcription activator activity, RNA polymerase II-specific. The record is from RefSeq and is a predicted model, not a curated record. Gene Ontology annotation, cellular component: nucleus. The transcript is spliced from 11 exons. Gene Ontology annotation, biological process: positive regulation of transcription by RNA polymerase II. The coding region runs from base 2699 to 4420 and encodes 573 amino acids.
AGAGGGGCUUUUGCUGAGGAAAGGCGGGCCCAAGCUUCACCUGAGGAGAGGCCUCUGCCUUUCGGCCCAGGGCAAAGAGGCAGAGGCUUUUCCAAAGGCGUGGCGACGGGGCUGCGUGGUGGGAGCAGGGGACAAGGGAGGGCUCCGAGAGACGCCCGCAGGCCCCUGCCUUCCUGUAGGUGAGGGGGCGGUGGGGGACGCCGCGGAGCCUCCCGAAGUAGGAGUGAGAGAGGUCCCAACCUGUGAGGGAGCGAGAGGCACCAAAUACCUCCCGACGGAAAGGCAGGGGACGGGGCAAUCCGGUGUGUCGGGGCGGGGAGACCCAAGUUUCUGAAGGCCGGAGAGAAGCCGUUUGAGGGGAAGAUGCCCAGACUCUUCCUCUCCGAAGUGGGGAGUUCAGCGGGUGUCUUCUGACCGAGGGGCUGGGUAGAUGAGGGCGGGAUCCUACUGGGGGCGUCCUGGGGAGGAACCCACCGUCCUGGAGAUGAAGGCGGGUUCGAAGGAAGCCCGAAGUACCCUCCCGAGUUAGAGAAACCUCAAAACCACGCCAUAUGGCAGAUACGAAAGGGGCUGCGAGUGGGGUCUGUUCAGGAGAACCAGGAAGUGGGCUUUUCCUCAGCCUGGACAAUUACAAAAGGACGAGCAGAUCAUUCUAGUCUCAGAGGGCUCCCUCCUACACUCUGGGUUUGCUAAAGGGUAUUGAGGUGCUUCUGGGGGGGACUUUUUCACUAAAUGGAUAAUCCCCUAAUUUGUUAGCCUUUUACCACUUACGUAUAUUUUAGUGUCUACUGACAUGAUGACUUUCAUUCAUCAACUUUAUAUUCAACAAACAUCCAAUAGCAAACUUGCAUACACCUCUCUUGCUUUAGUUUGAGUGCUAUUUUGGUCUUGUUCUAAGCAGAAGUGCCCCACACUGUAAUAGGAUGACUUUUCAAAGGAUGUUUCUAUUCUGUUGCUUCCCCAGACGUCUGCCUAGCCGUCUCCAGUAGUGACUUCUGAGUUUCAUUUGCUCCGGCUCUUUCCCUCACGGUGGUCCCGUGUGGCCUUCUGUGGCUUCAGUCACGUUCCGUAGCACUCUGGAUCCCCUACUAAAUACAUGAGAAGGGAUAAAGAAGGAAAAAAAUCAAGGAGUUUCGGUCUCAAGUUUUAACUUAGAAAUUUCAGAAUAGACUACACAGUCUACGAAAAUUACACUACAGUGUGCAAUACACAAAUACAUUUUAGGUUAGAAAAGUUCAGGAUAUCUGCUAUUUUUUAAAAAUUGUUUUAAGAGAGAGGAAGCAGGGGCAGAGAAACACUGAUCUUUUUUCUUCCACUUUCUUGUGCAUUCAUUGGUUGACUCUUGUAUGUGUCCUGACCAAGGAUCAAACCCCUCCACCUUGGUGUAUCAGGGUGAUGCUCCAACCAACAGCUUCUGGGCCAGGGCAGGAUGUCUGGUAUUUCUGUCAUUUCUCAUUAACUUCCAACUCCCAUGUCCCUGUGAUUAUGUGACACACACGUUUACUUUACCAUGUUUUAAACGUUAGUUUUUCAGGACAAAAAAUGAAUUUAGAGUAGGUCAGAUAUUGUUUCUUUAGUUUUUCAAUAGCAUUUGUAAGCAGUCAUGAAUUUGCUUUCAAUGUGUCUUUUAUCUUUGAAAAUAACUACAAAAUUAUUUUAACUUUUCAUAUAAAUUUGGCAUCUUUUUGUAAUGUAUUCCCUUAGAAUUAUAGGGAGUGUUGUAGGAUUCCACAAUCGAUACUCUGAGGCCCUUUUCAUAAAAAUACCCAAAGGAUCAACUAACUCUUGCCUCAGGGGUUUUUGUUGAUAUGAACAAGAGCCACUUUUCAGUUUACAGUCACCUCAAAGAGAUGACCUUGCAGUUAGCCAGUGUAGUCUGAAGAGGUAGUUUCAGGUUACUUGCUAGGAAUAUGGUAUUUAGGAUAAUAAGAGAUUCAAUCCAAACUGGCUUCUCUAAAGAAUGUCAACAUGGCAUUCUUCUCCAAGUUGACUGAAUCAGACCUGUGUCUCUGACACUGAGAGACAUAUUGUGGAUAAUUAUCUUCUUUGAUAAACUCUCAAAGUUACAGAAACAGCCAGAACAUUCCUCUUGGGUGCCAAGAUGUGGGAGGGCUAAGGAAUAAAAUACGAGUUUCUAUUGAGGAAAGUAUUAAUCAAGUUGUUAGUCAGCCACUUAUUCAGAGUGUUCUAGAGAGGACUCAACCACAGAGUAGAAGGUUGAAACUAGAAGCAUCCUAAUUCUGCUUCUCUAACCCAUUCACCUAAACUAUUAAUUUUAAACAUUUAAACCCCCUUUUUGGGAUAAUAAAUUCUGUAAGCUUGAUACAUACUAAGGUAUUACAUCUUUUUAAAAAGAUUUUAUUUACUUUUAGAGACGGGAAGGGAGGGAAACGUAUGUGUGAGAGAAACAUGGAUAGGUCGCCACUCUAAAGCCCCCAAGCUCCCAACAGGGGGCCUAGCCUGUAACCUAGGCAUGUACCCUGACAGGAAGUCGAACUAUUGACCUUUUGGUUUGCAAGUGAUGCCCAACCCACUGAGCCACACUGGUCAGGGCAGAAAAAGGAGAAGGGAGGGAGAAAGAGAGUGCGAGAAAGAUCAGUGUGUGGUUGCCUCUGGUGCACCCCAGACUGGGGACCUGACCUGCAACCCAGGCACCUGCCCCUGACAGCAGUUUCAGCUAUCUGACUUCAUGUGAAAGAUGGCUAAUGCGGAAGUGAGUGUCCCAGUGGGGGAUGUGGUUGUGGUACCCACUGAAGGAAAUGAAGGGGAGAACCCUGAAGACACUAAAACCCAAGUGAUCUUGCAGUUACAGCCUGUGCAACAAGGUUUGUUUAUCGAUGGACACUUUUACAACAGGAUUUAUGAAGCUGGGUCUGAGAACAACACAGCAGUUGUGGCAGUAGAAACUCACACGAUACACAAAAUUGAAGAAGGUAUUGAUGCAAGUACUAUAGAAGCAAAUGAGGAUAUGGAAAUUGCUUACCCCAUAACUUGUGGGGAGAGCAAAGCCAUUCUUCUUUGGAAGAAGUUUGUAUGUCCAGGAAUAAAUGUAAAGUGUGUCAAGUUCAAUGAUCAGUUGAUCAGCCCCAAGCAUUUUGUUCAUCUGGCUGGCAAGUCCACCCUAAAGGACUGGAAGAGAGCCAUUCGUUUGGGUGGAAUUAUGCUCAGGAAAAUGAUGGAUUCUGGACAAAUUGAUUUUUACCAACAUGAUAAGGUUUGCUCCAAUACCUGCAGAAGCACCAAAUUUGAUCUUCUUAUCAGCAGUGCAAGAGCUCCAGUGCCAGGACAGCAGACAAGUGUGGUGCAGACACCCACUUCGGCCGAUGGUAACAUCACACAGAUCGCCAUUUCAGAAGAGAGCAUGGAAGAAGCAGGGAUAGAAUGGAACUCAGCUCUCACUGCUGCUGUCACCAUGGCCACAGAGGAGGGAAUGAAGAAAGACUCAGAAGAAAUUUCAGAGGACACUUUGAUGUUCUGGAAGGGAAUAGCUGAUGUAGGGCUGAUGGAAGAGGUUGUAUGCAAUAUACAGAAGGAAAUAGAGGAGCUACUCAGGGGGGUUCAGCAGCGGCUCAUCCAGGCUCCCUUCCAGGUCACAGAUGCUGCUGUUCUCAACAAUGUGGCACAUACGUUUGGCCUAAUGGACACAGUCAAGAAGGUUUUGGACAACAGAAGGAACCAAAUAGAGCAGGGGGAAGAGCAGUUUCUCUAUACUCUGACAGACUUGGAACGCCAGUUGGAAGAGCAGAAGAAGCAAGCUCAGGAUCACAGGCUGAAAUCCCAGACAGUUCAAAAUGUGGUAUUGAUGCCUGUGAGCACUCCUAAGCCUCCAAAAAGGCCCCGGCUCCAACGGCCAGCCUCCACCACUGUCCUGAGCCCUUCUCCUCCUGUCCAGCAGCCUCAGUUCACAGUCAUCUCACCUAUUACCAUCACCCCAGUGGGUCAGUCAUUUUCCAUGGGCAAUAUUCCAGUGGCCACCCUCAGCCAGGGCUCCAGCCCUGUGACUGUCCACACACUGCCUUCUGGCCCUCAGCUCUUCCGCUAUGCCACAGUGGUCUCCUCUGCCAAGAGCAGCUCACCAGACACAGUGACCAUUCACCCUUCAUCUAGCUUGACGCUGCUAAGCUCUACUGCUAUGCAGGAUGGGAGUACCCUGGGCAACAUGACCACCAUGGUGAGCCCUGUGGAGUUGGUGGCCAUGGAGUCCGGCCUGACCUCGGCAAUACAGGCUGUUGAAAGCACCUCAGAGGAUGGGCAGACCAUCAUUGAGAUUGACCCAGCCCCAGACCCAGAGGCUGAGGAUACUGAGGGCAAAGCAGUCAUUUUGGAGACAGAGCUGAGGACUGAGGAUAAAGUUGUGGCUGAGAUGGAAGAACAUCAGCAUCAAGUCCACAAUGUGGAAAUUGUGGUCUUAGAGGAUUAACUGGGGAGAUUGGGGCCAGGAGAUAUGUUUUGGUUUUAAAUUUUAAUUAUUUGUUUACUUUUAUCAUUGUCCCACUCAUUUCCACAUAGGAUCCUUUAAAAAAAAAACUAUCUUGUUGCUGUAACUGAAAAUGUUGGGUACCUCCCACCCCCUCAUUGAAAGAAUGGACAAAAACAAGCUGCCCUUCCAGAAGUUGAGAGUAGGUUAUUCAAUGUCCUCAUCCUCUUAUACCAAGAAAGUUAUUUCUUUUAGGGGAGGCAUCAAGAUAACCAGAAACCCUAUCCUGAAUGCCCUUUCCAGGCUAGUCUACCUAUGUAUGCAUGUGGUUUUAUUUUUGUAAAGAUGCAUUGACCAAACUCUGGAACACAGACCUGAUACUGGAAGAUAACCCACUCACACAUGGAUGCAGAAGGAUAGUUUGUUUUGUAUCCUGGAAUGGGCCCUCAGAGGCCAGUGCAAAACUCUGAAACAAAGGAAGUUGAAAUCUGCUUGAAGGGGAACUCUGUUGCUUGGAGCAGCAGCUUAAAAAGGGAAGUGCUUUGGCCAGGAUGGGGCAAAGAAAUUAUCUUAUUUCUUGAAGUGCAACUGAUACCUCUUGAUAUUUCUGAGGGUUACCACUAUGGGUGCUAUUUUGAGGAGAGACCACUGAUAAGUGGAAGGGUACAUUACCAUGGAGCAAGUAGCAUCAGGGGAAAUAGAAAUCCAGGGAUGUCACAGCUGUGCUUUGGGAUUCAAGCCCACCUGGCUCCAACUUUGUCAAAGCACUUACCUUUCUAAACUAGGAUUAGUCCAUUUAUUCACGAACUGUGAUGUGGUGUAAAUUGCUCUUGGAUUAUGGCUGUUGUGGUAGUCGGGCCUCCAAGACCAUUAUUUUUAUCACAUAACUCCAAGCGCAGGGGAGUUCCUCAUCCAGACCAUCUGCCUGUUUUGGUGGGGCCCUUUUUUGGCUUUGGAACCAAAAGCAUCCACUCAUUUGGUGCUUCCUCUUGUUCUACCCUCCGUUUCUCAACCGUUAAUGACAUCUGUCUCCUGGAUCCCACGCUCUUCAGCUCUUUGGCUGGUUUGUAGAACAGUGACAGAUGCCCACCUUCAUCCUCUUUUAGAUUCAUUUAUACCACAGAUGUUUCUGUGAGAUUGAACUCAUAAAAAACCCCUUAGCUUGGCAGGAAGACUAAACACGCCCAGCCUAUCCUGAGACACCGAGUGGAUGUCUCCUGAGCGAGCUGGACUCCCUUGGAAAGAAGCAUUGUCUGCAAUGUUAUAUUAUAGGAAGUGUACCAAGAAUGUCAACAAUAAUGUCUUUGCGGUGGGAGGGUGUAUAAGUAAGAUUUUUUUUUUACUGUUUAUAUACUUAGAGCUGGGCCAUUUUCUGUGUUGUGAUUCCUUCUCUUUGACCACCUUCAGUGUUUGGGGCAAGAGUGGACCCUGGUCUUUCUUUUGGUUGUAUUGUUUACUGCACUAGGAAAAAUAUAGGGAAACCGCAGACAGUUUAAAGGAAAAAUAGGUAAAAAAGAAAGCACAUACCUUAGAAGUGGGAGUUUUUGUUUUGUUUUUUAAUUAAAAGCAAAACUUCAACCUGUAGUUUCCUUUUUUUUUUUUUUCUUAAGAAGCCACCCACUUGAAGCCAUGUUUUUCCAAUGGAUGUUGGAAACCCUGUUGUCAAGUGAAAACAGUUCUGUCCCUCAGAUAGCUGUAUAUAGCUGGAGAAGCCCUCUAACUUGGAGGGUCAAUUAUAAAAGCCUUAAAGGGUGAGAUUUCUGAACCCCAUACAGUUGUGGUCUUCAGCUUUAAAAUUGGGGUUUUAUUUUUCUUUUCAAAACAUUUAAUAGAUGUAGUGGUCAGCUUAGAACAAAGCUUUGGCCCUUUAUAUAUCUUUAGUGAGGAAAAUGGCUUUUAUUUCUUGCUUUUUUAGGUUUUCUGUUGGUACAUAAACAAAACCAGUAUUUCUCUCUAAGGCUAAAACUGUUACUUGAAGCUAAAAAGGCAUAUCAUUCCUAAUGUGGUUUUUAGGGACACUUUUCUCUUUCCAGAGACAAGAGGCCCAAUUCAGAACAGAGAAGGAAAAUACCUACACCCUAAGUUCCUUUCUUUGCUCCAUCAGAGCUGUUGGUAAUAUUUUAUUGUAGUGUGAGCAUCAUGCUUCCAAAGUCAAGAGAUCUCCUUCUAAGGACAGAGCCUGUUUACUUUUACUUUCUGAAUAGUCCAGCUGGUGGAAAUACACAAGCUUUGUUGUUUUCCUGGUUUUCCAAUAGCCUGUCAUUAUUGCUACAUGCUGUGGCACCCAUUGUUGAGUUGAGGGGUUCCCUUGUAGGUCCAGUCCAGAUGAUCUCAGAUGGGGGAACUAUAUGCAAGCCAUUCAUCUGUACACAAGCAUUUGCAAUGAAUCAUUCCUCGGGCUGACUUGGCAGUAGCCAUCUUUCUGUUUGUCCAUUAAAUAAACAUUUAUAAGUAUGGUCUAUGUGCCAGGCUUUGUGCUAGGCACUGGCAGUACAGAGGUGAAGACACAUUCCCUGCACUUAAAAAGCUCAUACUCUAGAGACUGUGUAGAAUUUAUGUUUGCAUAUAAUUGGUUUCCUUUGUAAUCCUAUGUAUUUUAUUUCAUGCAUUGAAAAGCAUUAUUCUGAGAAUUGAUCCAUAGGUGUCAGUGGUCUACCAGAGGUACAAAAAGAUUAAAUCCUUCUCUAGUGAGAUAUUGAAACAGACCAUCAUAUUGGAAUAAAUGCAAUGAUAGAGCUCUUAGCUGGGAGCUAAGAAAACAAAGGGCCCUUGCAGGGUAGCCCAGUUGGUUAGAGCAUUGUCCUCAUAUGCCAAGGUUGUUGGUUUAGGGCACUUAUAAGAGUCAACCAACGAAUGCAUAAAAGUAAAGUGGAACAACAAAUUGAUGUCUCUCUCUCAAGUCAAUCAAUAAAUAAGUUAGGAGGGGCUCUGGCUGGUGUGCCUCUGUGGUUGAGUGCCAGCCAACAAAUCAAAUGGUUGCCAGUUUGAUUCCCAGUCAGGGCACAUGCCUGGGUUGUGGGCCUGGCCCCCAGCAGAGGGUGUGCAAGAGGCAACCACACAUUGAUGUUUCUCUCCCUUUCUCCUUUCCCCUCUCUAAAAAAAUAAAAUCUUAAAAAAAAAAAAAUAAGGGGGAAAAAAGAGAAAACAGGAUGAAGCACUCCAGUUUGGGGGCUGGGGCCAGCAAAUACGGGAGUACUUCCUGAAGGUGUGACCUUAAGCUGAUUUAGGAGAGAGCAUUUUUGGCUAGGUUUUGGGACGUUAUUUUGUACACCAUUUUCAAGUAGUUGUGUUUAUAGAAGAGGAAAAAAAAUCCUUAGCCUUGUUGCUUUUGCCUCCAGAGCCAGGCAAUCAGUAGCACAGGCAGUUUCUCCUAAGAGUACUGCACUGGAGAAAGCCAAAUCAUGUGUCAGUUUCUCUUGAGUUUCAGUGAGAUGAAUCCAAUGUAGGACUGGAGUUUAGCUGGUGGGCAGUAAAUGCCCAAACCUUCCUGUCAUGCAGAAUCUGCAAGGGCCUCAGAGUCAGCUGUACAACUGUCUCACCUUGGCCAAGUCCAUAUUUGGCCCUCACCUUGUUCUUUUCCCCAUUUCAGACUCCUUCCCUGACCCAAACCCCACAAAACAAAACAAAACAAAACAAAACAAAACAAAACAAAAAAAACCUCUCCCAAUUUUUCGAAAGUAUAAAAUGGACAAUACUUCAGGACCCAAAGCCAGUUCACUGCAGUUUUGGGUUUGUUUCUUUUUACACCUUUGUUCACAUUAGGGAAGAAGAAGCAAUGUUAAUCCAAAUACAUUGGAAGUUAGUAUUCUGUUCAGUUAAUAUGAUACUCUUUAGUGGAGGCAUUUCGUCCCAUUGUCAUAAAAGGUGUGAAAGGUAAGUUUGUAUGGUAGGAAGUAUUUGUAUUGGUAACAUUUGAUUAUAAAAAUAGCAAAAUCAAGCAUAAACUAUGGGAUUACUAGUUUAUUGAGUUAUAACUGGUCCAGGUCAAGGAAGUAGGAAGGAUAAAGAAAAGGUUGAGUUCUGAAAAUAGGCAUGAGGUUGUGAUUCAUUUUGGGCCACAGUCCUGAGGAAAUAGUCUUUUCUGAGAAAAAAAUUCAGAUGCUAGGCCUCUCCCUGCAUUUUCACAUAUCUAGUACAGUUCCCUCACACUUAGGAUACCUCCUUCCUGGGAAACUCUUAUGCUGUCUGCAAUGUACUACAAUAACCACCAAGGUGGUGAUGCUAUAUAAGGGACUGCACAGGAUCAAUUCUGAUAGAUUUUGACUCUCUUUGUCCCUGGGAUUUCUCUUCUUAGGAAGCCCUAAUUGAGUCCUUUCCAGGUUUCCCCCUCAAUUUUGGAACAUCUUUCUUUGUCCUUUCAAGAGCUAGGCAAUUUGACUUCCUCUGGAAGGUUCUACUUUCCGCCAACUCCUUUAUCCAUAUUCCUAUUUCCCUAACCAAAACACAUUUGGUUCCCAAUUCUGCCAUGUCAGUAACUCUUUCAACUUUAGGUCAUCAUUUCUCAUGGCACCCCAAGAACCCAAAUCAGCAUACAUCCAGAGAUGGCUGUCUUUACUACCUAAAACAGCCUCUUCACUCCAUUAAUCACCUGAAUUGAAGCAUCUUUAGGAUGUACAUGUUCAGUGUCUGUAGGUAAGAUCCCCAGCACACAUAAAUCUAAAACUUGUCUUUUAUACCUGAUUGUUUAUCUAUGGUGACCCAGGCUAAGUCAUGCCUGUUUCCUGGAUAAAUUCCCUUCUUUCCUCCCUCCCUCCCUUCCUUGAUUUUUCAGAGAAAGAGAAAUAUCAGUUGUUUCACUUAUAUUGAUUAUGCUAUUACAGUUGUCCCAUUUUCCCCCUUUCCCCCUUCCCCCCUCCACCCAGUAUCCCCAUUCUCUCCAGCAAUCUUCCCUUCCUUAGUUCAGGUCCAUGGGUCAUGCAUAUAAGUUCUUUGGCUACUCCAUUUCCUAUACUGUUCUAUUCUUCUUCCUAUUCUGUACCCUCCAUUUUUUACUUUUUUUAAAAAAGAUUUUAUUUAUCUUUAGAGGGGAAGGGAAGGAGAGAGGGAGAGAAAUAUCAAUGUAUGGUUGCCUUUUGUGUGUCCCUGCUGGGAACUGGCCUGCAACCCAGACAUGUGCCCUGACUGGGAAUCAAACCGCGGUUGUUUGGUUCACAGGCCUGCACUCAAUCCACUGAGCUACACCAGCCAGGGCCCAUUAUUUACUUCUUAAUCCUUGCACCUAGUCCCCAUUCUUUCCCUCCUUCCUCCCAAAUGAUAGCCCUCCAAAUGAUCUCCACAUAUUUUUUUCUGUUUCUGUUCUGCUUGUUUGCUUAGUUUUUUAGACUAAGUUGUUGGUAGUUGUAAAUUUAUUGCCAUUUACUGUUUGAGUUUUUAUCUUUUUUUCUUAUAUAAUUCCCUUUAACAUUUUAUAUAAUAAUGGCUUAGUGAUGAUAAACUUUAGUUUUACCUUGUAUGGGAAGCACUUUAUCUGCCCUUUUAUUCUAAAUUGAUAGCUUUGCUGGAUAGAGUAAUCUAAGUUGUAGGUCCUUGCUUUUCAUCACUUUGAAUACUUCUUGCCAGUCCCUUCUAGCCUGCAAAGCUUCUUUUGAGAAAUCAGCUGACAGUCUUAUGGGAAAUUCUUUGUAGAUAACUAUCUGCUUUUCUCUUGCUGCUUUUAAGAUUCUCUCUUUAUCUUUAACCUUUGGCAUUUUAAUUACUGUGUGUCUUGGUAUGGUCCUCUUUGGCUCCAUCUCAUUUGGAACUCUCUCUGUGCUUCCUGGACUUGCAUGUCUAUUUCCUUCACCAAAUUAGGGAAUUUUUCUUUCAUUAUUUUUUAAAUAGAUUUCCAAUUCCUUGCUUUUUCUCUUCUCCUUCUGGAACUGCUAUGACUCAGAUGUUGGUACAUUUGAAGAUGUCCUGGAGGCUCCUUAGCUUAUCCUUGUUUUUUGAAUUCAUUUUUUUCUUGCUAUUUUGAUUAUUUUAUUUGUUCCUUGUGUUCUAAAUUGUUGACAUUCAGUUUCAUCCCCUCCACUGUUGGUUCCCUGUAGAUUUUUCUUUAUUUCACUUAUGUAACUUUCAUUUCUUCCUGGGUCUUUUUUUUUUUUUCCCUGUUGAAGUACCCAGUCAGUUCCGUGAGCAUCCUGAUAACUAGUGUUUUGAACUCUGCAUCUAAUAGAUUGCUUAUCUUCAUUUUGUUUAGUUUUUUUUUCUGGAGUUUUGUACUUUCAUUUGGGCCAUAUUUCUUUUUCUCUUCAUUUUAGCAGCUUCUCUGUAUUUGUUUCUGUGUAUUAGGCAGAGCUGCUUUGACUCCCUGUCUUAGUAGUGUGGCCUAUGGCAGAAAAGUGCACCUGCCUGGAUGAACAUGGCUUCUUUGAAUCCUUGGUUGUCAGACUUCCGCACAGCUUGAUUUUCUGAUGUUUCUGGCUGAUAUUUGUUUUGUAGUCUAGUUGUAAUUUUUGCUGUAGUUGUGCAAGGAGGCAAGAUAUUUUUUAAAGAUUUUAUUUAUUUUUAAAGAGUUGGAAAGGGAGGGAGAAAGAGAGGGAGAGAAACAUCAAUGUGUGGUUGCCUCUCACCUGGCCCCCCACUGUGGAGGCCUGGCCCACAACCCAGGCAUGUGCCCUGACUGGAAAUCAAACUGGUGACCCUUUGGUAUGCAGCCCAUGCUCAAUCCACUGAGCUACACCAGCCAAGGCUGAAAGUCUUAUCCUCAUUCAGCAGUGCCAUUCUUCCAAGCAGGUCCUUUUGUUCCAUUUAUUUAUGCAUUCAUUUGUUGCUUCUUGCAUUGUAUAUGCCCUGAUCAGAUAUCGAACUUGCAAUCUAGGCAUAUCAAGACAAUGCUUUAACCAACUGAGUUACCUGACCAGGGCCUGGAUAAAUUCUUUAAGCCCAUUUUGAUUCUUACUACCUAUUCCUCCUGUCUUAUAACCUCUCAGUCUAAAGACAUUUGGCACUCUCUCAACCUAAAGUAGAUCAGGCCCUUCUUUGAAAUUGAUUCUAGGUUUUUCUCUUUCUGUACCUUUACUGAUAGUUAUGGCUUGUAAUGUGGUAUAGAUGCAUUUAUUUUUCUAGUUUGAGGACAAGAAUGAACAAUUCUAUUGGGUUACAUAUAAGGGUAAGUGUGAGGCUGGGUAAUGACCUAGAAGAUAAAGUUGCCCACUGUACUUUGUAAGAGCUUCUCCCUAAGGAAAGCUUACCCAGGGGAGGUUUAUCUGCAUUUCAAAGUGUAAGGGCUUUUUUUUUUGUACACUUCUGGCAUAUUUUUUUCUGAAGGAAUCUAUACAGUAUAGAACAAACUAGAAUUCCACAGUCCUGACUCAGCCUGAAGACUUGUUUUGUUUGGCCUAUGUUUUUGUUUGUCCUAACUUUUAAUUGAAGUAUAAAUGCAGACAGGAAAGUCACAAAUCACUGUACAAUUUGAUACACUUAAUAAACUGAACACACCCAUAAAAUCAGCUUCUAGAUCAAGAAAAAAAGAUGUUACCACUACCUCAUCCAGCCAGAGUAAAGACUAUCUAGCUCUAACACCGUGGCUUAGUUUUACCUGGUUUUUGAACCCUUUGUGACUGCCUUUUUUCACUCAACAUUAUAUUGUGAGAUUCACCUAUAAUGUGAAAUUGUAGUUGGUUCCUUCUUAUUGCUCUGUAGAAACUGUUACUGUGCCACAGCUGAUCCAUUUUGUUUUCUUAUUGAUUUUAGAGAGAGGGAGGAAGAGAGAGAGAACAUUGAUUUGUUCCACCAAUUGAUGCAUUCAUUGAUUGACUCUUCUGUGUACCAAGGAUUCAACCCCAAACCUCGAUGCAUCCAGAUGAUGCUCUAACCAAUUGAACUACCCAGCCAGUGACAGCUGGUCUAUUCUAAUGAUGGGCACCUGGGUAGUUUCCAACUUGGGGCUACUGUAAAACAUUAUUGCACGUGUCUUUUUUUUAAAUCCUCACCUGAGGAUAUGUUUAUUGUAAGAGAGAGAGGAAGAGAAACAUCAAUGUGAGAGAGAAACAUCGAUCUGUUGCCUUGUACCCUGUUGGAGGGUUAAAUCCAAACCUAAGUAUGUGCCCUGACUGGGAGUCAAACCCACAACCCUUUGGUGUAUGAGAUGAUGCUCCAACCAACUGAGCCAUCUGGCCAGGGCUCUUGCACGUCCUUUGAUGAACAUAUAUAUGUAUUUAUGCCUAUGUAGUCUUUCAAAAUUAGGACAAUUUGCAUGAAAAAUACAAGAUACAAUUUAAACACAUACACACAGACCCUGGCCAGGUGGCUCAGUUGGUUAGAGGGUCAUCCUGAUACGCUAAGGUUGUAGGUUUGAUCCCCAGUCAGGACACAUACAAGAAUCAACCAAUGAAUGCAUAAAUAAUGAAACAACAAAUUGAUGUUUCUCUCUCUCCUCCUCCUCCUCUUCUUUCUAAAAUCAACAAAUAAAAAUUAAAGCCCUGGCAAGGUGGCUUGGUUGGAGUGUUGUGCCGUAUACCAAACCCGGUUUUGGGUUUGAUCCUCAGUCAGGACAGGAAUGGGAGGCAACUGAUUGAUAUUUCUCUCUCACAUCUAUCUCUCUCACAUUUACGUUCUUCUCUAUCUCCCUUUCUUUCUUUCUUUCUCUUCCUCCCUUCCUCUCUUUCUAAAAAUCAAUAAACGUAUCCUUGGGUGAGGAUUUAAAAAACAAAAAGAAAGAGAAGGAAAAAAAGGCAAGAUCUGAUAACAUUUCCUUAUACCAACACUUGACUGGAAUCAGGGCCUAUCUUAGGUGGGGGCAGGUAUAGCUCCUUUACAGCUGUUCCUCUGUGUUAUGUAUUACAAACCUAGGCCUACUUAUUUUAGUAGCUUUAAAAAAAAAUUCAGUAAUCUCUUAGGACACUCUUUUCAUAAAUAACUGCAAAGCUUAUUUCCUCACACAUUACCUUGUCAGAAAGGACUUUCCUUACCACUCACACUAUAAAAAAUGACAAUUUCCCCCUGAACUAUGCUUCCUAUUCUCCUUUACCCUGCUUUAUUUUUCUCCAUUUUACUUACCACCUGGCAUAAACUUAUUUUUUCUCCUCCAAGUAGAAUGGAAGUUCCCUGAGAACAGGGACCUUCCUUAUUUCUUAGUCACUGCUGUUUCUUCAGUCCCUGGAACAGUGCCUGGCAUGUAGUAGAACUUGAUAGAUACUUGAUGCAAUAGUAAUAAUAACAGCAACCAAUACUUACUGAAGGGAAACUAUGUACCAAGCAAGCAUUGUUCUAAGCACUUUAAUAAUAAUUAAAGUGCAUAUAUUAAUCCAUUUGAUUCUUUCAGCAAUUCCAUGUGAUGGGUAGCAUUAUUCAUUUUACAGUGAGGAAAUGAAUAUAUUUAUCUUCUACUCAAAAUAAUAGAUACAUUUGAAGUACAGUGUACCCAUCAAAUUAAUUAGUCUUUAAAUAUACUAGAGAAGCUUAUUACCUAAAAGGAACUCUUCAACAAAUCAUUUUUUAAUGAUGAUGUUUUAUUUGAUAACAUGUUUAGUUGCUCCUUAAGUUGUUUUCCUUAUAUUCAACUUCCAGCAUAUUAAAUUUUUUAGUUUUAGGACUGGGCUUAGAUCAUGAUACAAUUAGUUGGAAUUUCAGAGAUCUGGGGCAGUGGAAGCUGAUCAGAUUUUGCUAUCUGAUGGGCAAGAAGUCCUGUUCACCAUCUCCCAGGAGUACUGGAGAGGGAGUCCUUGCGCUUGGGAAAGUCCACUUACCUGAUGAAGGAUUUUAGAACCUAGAUCAUCUGUCCACCUGUCACACAAAGUACUGAUUUAUCACUUUGUUAAUGGCCCUGUUUGAGAUAAUGCUGAUGUCAGUGUCCCUAGUUAGAAUUCUAUUUUUUUUCUGUUUUUACUUUUAUUAGUAUUUAUUUUAUGCUCAUUAAUUUAUGUAUGCAAAAUUUAUUUUAAGUUUUUUCUCUAGUUUCUUCUGGGAUAUCUUUUUCUUCUGUGCAACCUCCUCUUUUGGUUUAGGAACAAUCUAUUCUUUUGUAGUAAGGAUCAUCUCAGCAGGGCAGGGAGAGCUCAUGCGUGCGUUAAUCCACUCAUGAGCUAUGCAACUUCUGUGCUGCAUCUUGGGAGCUUUGUGCACCUGGAUGUGCUCAAUGACCAAAGAAUUUACAUCUAAACCCUUAAGUUCGGCAUUACU